Molecule: messenger RNA, 2295 nt
Organism: Oreochromis aureus
Lineage: Eukaryota; Metazoa; Chordata; Actinopteri; Cichliformes; Cichlidae
Product: oocyte zinc finger protein XlCOF6-like
Exons: 3
Source: RefSeq, a predicted model, not a curated record
AUGGUCCAGGCUAAAGCGUACAGCUGUGAUCAGUGUGGCAGAGCUUUUACUCACAGUAGCAGCUUACAGAGGCAUCUAGUUACCCACUCUGGAAUUAAGGCAUACAGCUGUGAUCAGUGUGGAAAGUCUUUUUCCAGGAAGGGUCACCUAAAACUACACCAGCUCAUCCACAGUGGAGUUAAAGCAUACAGCUGUGACGAGUGUGGCAGAGCUUUUACUCGCAGUAGCAGCUUACAGAGUCAUCUAGUUACCCACUCUGGAAUUAAGGCAUACAGCUGUGACGAGUGUGGGAAGUCUUUUUCCAGGAAGUCUCACCUAAAACUACACCAACUCAUCCACAGUGGAGUUAAAGCGCACAGCUGUGAUCAGUGUGGCAGAGCUUUUACUCACAGUGGCAGCUUACAGAGGCAUCUAGUUACCCACUCUGGAAUUAAGGCAUACAGCUGUGACGAGUGUGGGAAGGAGUUUACUGAGAAGGCUAACCUAAAACUUCAUCAGGUCAUCCACACUGGAGAGAGACCGUUCAGCUGUGACUUGUGUGGAAAGUCUUUUUCCAGGAAGAGUUCCCUAAAAAAACACCAACUCAUCCACAGUGGAGUUAAAGCGUACAGCUGUGGUCAGUGUGGCAGAGCUUUUACUCGCAGUAGCAGCUUAAAGAAUCAUUUACUUACCCACUCUGGAAUUAAGGCAUACAGCUGUGACGAGUGUGGGAAGGAGUUUGCUGUAAAGGCUAAACUAAAACUUCAUCAGGUCAUCCACACUGGAGAGAGACCGUUCAGCUGUGACUUGUGUGGAAAGUCUUUUUCCUUGAAGAGUUCCCUAAAAAAACACCAACUCAUCCACAGUGGAGUUAAAGCGUACAGCUGUGAUCAGUGUGGCAAAGCUUUUACUCACAGUAGCAGCUUAAAGAUUCAUUUACUUACCCACUCUGGAAUUAAGGCAUACAGCUGUGACGAGUGUGGGAAGGAGUUUACUGAGAAGGCUAAACUAAAACUUCAUCAGGUCAUCCACACUGGAGAGAGACCGUUCAGCUGUGACUUGUGUGGAAAGUCUUUUUCCAGGAAGGAUUCCCUAAAACAACACCAACUCAUCCACAGUGGAGUUAAAGCGUACAGCUGUGAUCAGUGUGGCAAAGCUUUUACUCACAGUGGCAGCUUACAGAGUCAUCUAGUUACCCACUCUGGAAUUAAGGCAUACAGCUGUGACGAGUGUGGGAAGGAUUUUGCUAUGAAGGCUAAACUAAAACUUCAUCAGGUCAUCCACACUGGAGAGAGACCGUUCAGCUGUGACUUGUGUGGAAAGUCUUUUUCCAGGAAGUCUCACCUAAAACAACACCAACUCAUCCACAGUGGAGUUAAAGCGUACAGCUGUGAUCAGUGUGGCAAAGCUUUUACUCACAGUAGCAGCUUAAAGAUUCAUUUACUUACCCACUCUGGAAUUAAGGCAUACAGCUGUGACGAGUGUGGGAAGGAGUUUACUGAGAAGGCUAAACUAAAACAGCAUCAGGUCAUCCACACUGGAGAGAGACCGUUCAGCUGUGACUUGUGUGGAAAGUCUUUUUCCUUGAAGAUUUCCCUAAAACAACACCAACUCAUCCACAGUGGAGUUAAAGCGUACAGCUGUGAUCAGUGUGGCAGAGCUUUUACUCAAAGGGGUCACUUACAGAGGCAUCUAGUUACCCACUCUGGAAUUAAGGCAUACAGCUGUGACAUCUGUGGAAAAACUUUCACCCAGAGAGGGCACCAAAAUACACACCUACGCAUUCACACCAGACAUGAUGUGCACUGCUGUGAACAAUGUAGCAAAGAGUUUACAACAGACGGAAAGUUACAACGACACAUGUUUACCCACACUGAGGGACGACCUUAUAAAUGUGACCUGUGUGAGAAGACUUUUAAAUCUCCACAUUACCUGAGACGACACCAACAGAUCCACACCAGAAAGAGACUCUACAAGUGCAGUUACUGUGAGAAGCAGAGCGACACAGAAGGAUCCAGUUCUCAACCCUGUCAUCACUGUGGUGGUGGGAAAGACUUUCGUUGUGACCUCUGUGGAAAAACUUUCAGUUGCCAAGCUGACCUAAAAACACAUCAACACAGACACACUGGAGACAAACUGAAAUACUGCAAAGAAUGUGGGAGAAGCUUCACCACAUCACGUGACUUAAAACGACAUGAACUGAUUCACAGUGGGGUUAAAAAGCACCUCUGUGAUCAGUGUGGGUCAUCCUUCACCACUGCAGGUGACCUUAAAACACACAAACGAGUCCACACAGGAGAGAAACCACACAAGCAC